This is a messenger RNA of Aspergillus terreus NIH2624, 2832 nucleotides long. RefSeq lists its product as uncharacterized. Bases 1 to 2832 code for a protein of 943 amino acids. The record is from RefSeq and is a predicted model, not a curated record. Lineage: Eukaryota; Fungi; Ascomycota; Eurotiomycetes; Eurotiales; Aspergillaceae. The transcript is spliced from 5 exons.
AUGGCACGACAACGCCUAACCUUCGCCUCAGUAUGGGCGUUUGAGGACCUCGGCGUAAAGGAGAUCCAAACCAGAUUGAAAGACACCUCCCUUCACGCUGAUCUCGUCUGUGAAUACGAGAAGCGAGGAGACGUGCUUGUAAUCAGCGGAAACGCCGACAGUCCGGCGUCUGUGGUGAGCGUGAUCGCUGACUACAUUGAAGAACAGAGCCAUAAAGAUCUUCUGGAAGUCCCGCGUAUCCGUCAGAUCGAGGUCCCCGUCGCUGUCGUUGGCGAUGCCAAUCAAGCACUCAUGGGCCCUGAAGAGCAGCAGGAGGAGCUCGUAUCUCUAGACGACGGGAUCGAUGCGAACGUUAUCUCACUUCCGCUUGAUGUCGUGACGAAGACUUGGGCGUGCCCUACUGGGGGGUUAGGCUGUUUUGCGACGGAUUUUCAGGAUAUCCUCGCUGCUAUCGAGUCCUUCACGGGGACCAAGAUCUCAGUCGUUGAUGACAUUGUCGGGAUCAAAGUCUCGGGAGGCAGUGAAGCGGAUGUUAAUGACGCUUUGGCGAAGCUUACUCAAGUUGAGAGACCAUUGUCGUGCAUUAUAAAACCCACAGUGGUGAACAUGGUCAUCGCCAAUUGCGACCACGGGCUACGCCUCCAGAGUUAUGCCAGUCUGUGCAAAGGGGCACUCCGUCGUAUAUUACCUGGUCAAAACCUGAGCGCUAUUUCAGAUUUCGGUCAGGUGUGCGUCACUGUGUCACUUUUCUUUGACCAGAAAGGCCAGGUGCUCGGAUUGCCCGACAACCUGCUCUAUCCCUCCAAGGUGACGGAGCAGCCGAAGGCAUCUCGGAUCUGGAAUGACUUUAGGUUCCAGGAAAUUGGUAACGGUGACGACUACGUCGCUCUCGAAUCAAUUGUUGAGAAUGAUUCCCACCGGCACCCUUAUCUGUCCGCGGAUAAGGUCGAGGAAGUCAGUCAAUGGGUGGCGCGGGCUGAUUCAGCGUCCGCCAGUCAAGAUGCCGAUACUCCCACUAUCUCGAACCCUGAGCCUACUCCCGUGGAUCCCCGGCCUCCUGUGGAGAGGUCCCGUCCGGCAGGUAUCAAGGCACGGAGGCCUGUGCCAUCGGGUCAAGAGGCUCCAAAUAAGACUGCUCCAGAGAGACGUGUCGUGCCGCUUGACAAUCAAGUCUCAGAUCGAAAUGGUCGUCAAAUAUGGCGGAUGACAUACACUCCAGAUCCAGCCGCUUCGGCGUCUGAGAAAGAGAUACCACAAGAGAAUCCAGCGGCUCUAGCGUCUGAAGGGAUGCCGCAAGGGAGUGGGAGCUCAGCGUUGAACGACCUUCUCGGCCUCAUUUUGGGGGACGAUCCUGAGCAUGCUAUGUCAAGCAGUCCAGAAGCUACGUUGGCUUCGGAACAGAAAUCUACUUCCGGCAGCGAACAGGGUCGAAAGCUCGCCUGUCUGAGAGAAGCAUAUGCGAGAAGAGAACAUGAGGUCCUCAGGGAUACGUCCGUAACUACCCGAGCUUUGCCACAUACCCGAGGCCUUGCGAAUCAGGUGUUUGCGCAGCAGAGGAUCGAGGAUUUUGAAAGGCAGCGCACUCAUGACCAUCGUCAAGAGGUGGACGAAAUCGCGACCCGCACAUUUCAUACGACGAUGAGCCAGCAGGCGGGGAAGACUAAGGCCAAGAAAGCUAUCGCCGCAAAAAGACAAAAAACUCUUGAAGAAGCCUGGGGGGCAUCAAAGAACAUCUCAAAGAAACCAACCGGUGAUACUCCCAAAUCCUCUCUUCCAGCGGAGCAGAGCGAAUCUGCUACAUCCAAGAAGGCAAAGCCAAAUGGUCAGGCCGCCCAGGAUACACAAGCGGAGGCGAGUCAUGCAGAUAUCAAAGAGCUCUUCGAAACCAUCAGACCAGUUUUGGAAAUUGCCGAGUGUUUCCCAGGGACUCUAUCAUUGGAGGUCCAAAUUGGGCUACUCUUGAUUCCAGUCCUUCCCAAGACCUGUCCGCAAGACGUCAUCCUCAUGGAUGCAUGGACUAAGAUCUUCCGGCCCCGCGGAGGCGUGAGUGCCCCAACAACGAAGUUCAUCAACAGGGUCACUGCGACUGGCUCAGAUGUGGAUCACAUCGUGGAUUUGAAGACGUCGCGUGACCAAGAGAAGCGUCGCCUCUUUGAGCAGAAUUACAGCGAGUACAAUGUCACCUACGAGUUCCAUUGCUCGACGAAGGCUUGUAAACCCCUGGUUAUCGUCGUGGAAGAAGAUGGGAAGCACUCUAUCAAAAAGGACUCACCCACUCUAGGUGCGGUUCAUUUACAUUUUCCUGGACAAGUUUGGGACGCCAGGGUGGCACUGAGCGGUAGUAUUGAAUCAACCGCGGAUGUCCCGCCUGAGGUCGAAGAGUCCGCUCAGUACCUCGUUGACCACAUAUGGGUCCAACCGGAGAGAUCUGUGCUCCAUAUCUUCACGAAAUUGCCGGCGGAGAAACAGAUUACGAUUGAGAAGGUACUCAUGAAAAGGUGGACGCGUCACCGGUAUAUCCGUCCAGACGAAAGCACGUCGAAGGGAGUGUCCACCGCCAUGGCCCCACGACGGACGAGCUCAGCUUCAGAUUGGGGCAGUACGUCAAGUCUGAGCUCUACAAGUGAUGGUCAAGACAUUUUCUUGCAAAUCACGGAGACCCAGGACUUGAUUAUCGGAACAACACUACACGACCGUCAAGCGGUAAGAGCCCGGUGCGAUGCAGUGAGAGACAUGGGUAAAAGUGGAAGGAUGUGGUACGAAGUGUCGCUGUCGUUGAGAAGAUGGACGGUAUUGGGUAUUGGAAUUCGGGAUUGGCAGUCGAAGCCGUAG